Molecule: messenger RNA, 4962 nt
Organism: Formica exsecta
Lineage: Eukaryota; Metazoa; Arthropoda; Insecta; Hymenoptera; Formicidae
Product: furin-like protease 1
Exons: 13
Coding region: 350-3562 (1070 amino acids)
Biological process (GO): peptide hormone processing
Cellular component (GO): Golgi membrane; trans-Golgi network
Molecular function (GO): serine-type endopeptidase activity
Source: RefSeq, a predicted model, not a curated record
AGUGUGUGUGUGUAUGUGUGUACGCGCGCGCGUGAGUGCGUGGUCGCGUCUUCCUGGAUCGCGCGUGUAUGCGGGGAUUCCUUUACGGAGAGACUCAGCAGAUACAGGAAAAAUCGGCCGAGAGAAAUCAAGAAAGAGAAAAGGAGAAGGGGCGCACGUUAGUCUCCUGUUAGGGCUGUAAAUUCUUCUUUACUUCCGUUCCGGGGUAACCGUGGUGCGUCGUAACGACCGUAGUGUUAUUUGUGGUGGUGGCGCGUUGUUACCGUUGUGUCGCUGCUACCUCGGUAAGCCGUGGAAGCGGUGGCGACGGUGGCGGUGGUGUUGGCGGUGGAUAUAUAUAUAGUGCUGGAUGAUAGCGGCGGCCCGCGGAGGCGGCGAAACUGGAGCAGCCGGUGGCGAUCGUCGGUGCAGCGGAGGUGCUAUCAUGUGCACGCGGCGGAUUCUCGGACUGGCGGUCGUGGCCCUGUUGACUUUCGGCGGUCCAGCACGCGCGUAUACCAACCAGUGGGCCGCACACGUCGACGGAGGAGAAGAGGUGGCCAAGCGGGUCGCCGAGGACUACGAUUUUCGCUAUUUGGGCAAGAUAAACGAUGAUUGGUUCCACAUGGAGCAUCGAUCCGUGCCGAAGAGAUCGACAGAGCCGCAUCUCGAAGUGCAUCAGAGGCUAAUGAAAGACUACAGAGUACAUCGAGCGGAGCAGCAGCGAGUGAAAUCGCGUACCAAAAGAGAUCUUAUAAUCAAACGUCCGUCCAAUAUACUAUCCAUACUAAAUGACGAAAGGUGGCCUCAAAUGUGGUAUCUGAAUAGAGGAAAGGGACUGGACAUGAACGUGCAGGGUGCUUGGGCCGAGGGAAUUACUGGGAAUGGCGUUGUAGUCACAAUUCUCGACGAUGGAUUAGAGAAAGAUCACCCAGAUCUUUUUAAAAAUUAUGAUCCGCAAGCGAGUUACGACGUCAACAGUCACGACGAGGACCCGAUGCCAAGGUACGACUUGGUAGAUAGCAAUCGACACGGCACCAGAUGCGCCGGAGAGGUCGCAGCCACUGCCAACAAUUCUCUCUGUGCCGUAGGUGUUGCUUUUGGAGCUGGCGUGGGUGGUGUUCGAAUGUUAGACGGCGACGUGACGGAUGCCGUUGAAGCAAGAUCCUUGAGCCUAAAUCCUCAACACAUCGAUAUUUAUAGCGCGUCAUGGGGACCGGAUGACGACGGCAAAACUGUGGAUGGUCCCGGUGAACUUGCCACCAGAGCUUUUAUCGAGGGAAUUACCAAAGGUCGCAGUGGUAAGGGCUCGAUCUUCGUGUGGGCAUCCGGGAACGGUGGUCGAGAUCAUGACAAUUGCAACUGUGACGGCUACACCAACAGCAUUUGGACUUUGUCCAUCAGCAGCGCGACCGAGAACGGCCUUGUGCCCUGGUACAGCGAGGCGUGCUCGUCCACUCUCGCUACCACUUACAGUUCGGGCUCUACUGGCGAGAAACAGGUCGUCACUACGGAUUUGCAUCAUCAUUGUACGAGCAGCCACACGGGCACGUCCGCGUCGGCACCAUUGGCGGCCGGUAUUUGCGCCCUCGCCUUAGAAGCGAACAGAGAUCUCACUUGGAGGGAUAUGCAACACAUUGUGGUCAGGACUGCCAAACCUGCGAACCUGCAGGCACCUGAUUGGGUGGUUAACGGUGUCGGUAGAAACGUGAGCCAUAGCUUCGGUUACGGGUUGAUGGACGCUACUGCCAUGGUACGCUUAGCGAGAAGAUGGAGAACUGUUCCAGAGCAACACAAAUGCGAAGUAUCAGCGCCACACACAGGCAGGACAAUUCCGCCAAAGAGCCAAUUGGUUCUCGACUUACAUGUCAAGGAGUGCAGCGGUGUUAAUUUCCUCGAGCACGUUCAGGCAAAAGUAUCGCUGAUGGCAGCAAGACGAGGGGAUCUUCAGAUACAGCUAACAUCUCCUCAGGGCACGAAGAGCACUCUUCUCGCCAAGAGACCGCACGACGUUUCGAAGGCCGGCUUCAGCCAAUGGCCAUUCAUGUCGGUGCACACAUGGGGAGAAAGACCGCAUGGAACCUGGAAAUUAGAAAUUCACAAUGAGGGUCGAUAUCUCGGACGCGCUACUCUUCACGAAUGGGCACUGAUCUUCUACGGUACUGCGACGCUGCCCGAUCGGACCGAGUACGCUCUUUACAAUCCGGCUGGCAUGAGCAUGCCCAGACGGCCGUUGGUGAAACCGCGCGAGACCGCUUUCUCGAAGAACCAAAACGUCCCGACGAAGGGCAAGCAGGCGCAGCACAAGUCUGACAAAUCCGGCAGCCUGAGCCCGCCUUUCGUGGUGAACGCGCAGAUUCAGUCUCAGAGGAAGGGCAAGGCUCGUGGUCAGCAUAAGAACGGCAAGUCGGCCAAUCGACCAAGCCCCAAGCCCACCGCUCAGACCUCGCGAGGCCUCAACAGAGGGCCUAAUAACGUGAUCGGGGACGUGCGUUUGAUCACGUCGAGGCCGCGCGGUAGAAGUACACCGAGCCCGAUUACCAGCACGGUGACUCAAGUCAUCGCGACAACGAAAACACAGACCGCGACGACGAAUAGGCACAAGAUCGUCGAUCUGGCGACUGCCUCGCCCCUUCAAAGAGGUCUGAUCUUGUUGGAGCCGCCGGCGAAAGCGGCCACGAACAAGGUCCCGGCGGUAUUUCAGCAGUACCCCAAGAUUCAGCAACUAUAUCCAGUUUAUGGCGGAGCUCGAGGAGUUGGUCAACAACACGCUACCAGGGCCAAAGGACUUGAUUUGUUGCAGGACGAGCAGUUCGAUCCGAGGAACCUGCAACUGGACAAGGAUACACUAGAGGAGUGGAAGAUGGUGUUCUUCGGCACAGAGACGUCGGUGGAGGUGGACGACGAGCUGGACAGGGACAAGCCGUUGCCGCCGGUGGUUCAUCAGGACGUGAUCCAGAACAAUGCAGCCCCGGACAAUGUCCGGCACAAUGCCGUGGACACUGAGGGCGAUCCGUGGACAGGCAGCCAGCAGGUGGAGCGGGUCUCCCAUCCGGAGGUGCAGAAGCCUACGACGGAGAACCAGACGAGCGGCUGCGCUGCCCUCGAGCCUGGGGGCAGCAGGUGCCUAGUGUGCAAACCGGAUUGGUACCACAGUAACGGCAGCUGCUUGCGACAGUGCCCGUCCGGGACUUACGCGGUCCGGGAUGACGACGAAUCCGGUGUAUUCUGCAUCACAUGCCAUUAUUCGUGCCUGUCGUGCAAAGGACCUAGCGACGCUGACUGCAUCACUUGCCAUGUGGAUUCCGUAUUUACAUGGAGCAACGGAAGGACACUGUGUGUGCUGAGCGGCCUUGUCUGGAAGAUGCAGUCCACGGAAUGGUUCUACAGGAUGACCCUAGUGUUCGUGAUCAACUUGGGCCUCAUGAUUGUCAUCAUCAUUUAUCUCGUGCUCGCCUGGUGCAUCCGCAAACGCAAAUCCGCCUACAAGUACAGCAAGGUGUCUUAUUCUGGUAACGGCAAGGUUCAUGCGGACACAGAGCGAUUGCAGAGCGGAAACAUUUGUGUCUCUGACAGCGAAUAAGUCUAUCAAUGAUAAUGAAAAGUAUUUUCGAAAGAAAGCUGUAACAUGCCUGACAAUAUUCUGAGGAUUUUUUAGAAAUAUAUUAAGAAUCUUCUGAAAAUAGUAUUUUCCGUUUGAGAAUAUUAUUGAAAAUAUAUGUAUAUAUUUUAUAAAUUUUUUAAAAUGCUUUGUGCGAAUAAAAAAAUUCGAGAAUGAUCUGAAAAUAUUUUUUAGAAAUGUGUUUUGUGAGAAUAUGUCGUGAUAUGCCUUGAAAAAGCGUCUGGUAAUUUCGUAAAACUGCCAAAACAUAAAAGUUUUAUAGAACAUACGGCUGCGAUAAAGGUCUCUUCUACAAUCAAUUAUGCGAUUUAUAUAUAUGCUAAAUAUAACUAAUUUUACAAUUCAAAAAAUCUAAAUGCAAAGUUAAAAGAAAUAUAUAGAAAAUUUUUCCCCAACCUUUUAUUUAAUUAAAAAUGCUUUUGUGUUUUUUAUAAUUGUAUGUACAAAUUCAGUCUCAAUUUAUCAUCAAGUUUAGAAGUUAUAUUACGCUUUUGCAAGUGUAGGAAUGCUCCUUUGUCGUAACACUUUGUAAGAGACGUCUGGAACGUAAAGCGUUAAUGGUGCCGAUAGUUUCCUUUGAAGCAAUCGCUUCGUUGCGAUGCCAGUAUUGUAGCAGUGGUUUGCGAUGGUGGACCGUUUUUCGAUCGCUAUUGGACUAAUGCGGAGUAAUGUCUCUUGAAGCCAGUGAGCGAUUUUAUGCGAUCUCGUAAGUCUUAAAUACCUGUGCAGACAUCUAUUGUACGAUUAAGAUUAAGAAGUGACUAUUUUGGAUCGUGGUCUAUCCAUCACGAUCAUAAGUAAUUUUAUUAUUAGACACUAAAUUAAUCGCGAAUAUUAUAAGUAAUUUAUAUAUUAAAAGAUUAAUUUAAAAAAUUUUAAUAAAUUGAAAGCUUACGUCUGUUAAAAAAAUAAUAAAAUAAGAAGAAAUACAACAUUCCUAAAUAUUCGAACACGGAAAAACAGAAUAACAUUUCAUUUAUUACAUAUAAAUUUGCAAAUCAUCGAGUUUCUAGGUUGAUGAGCAAUGCAACGCGAUCUAAUCAACAAGUUACCACGCUAUCGUGUUAUGCAUAUGUUAAUGCGUCAUGCACUAUUCCGGAACAUCAAUAAGAUUUAUUAAUUAAACAUUUAUUAAUCAAAAGCCGCGACAUUAACGUAAUGAUUUCAUUAUUUAAGUAAAAUUAAGAAUAUUUUUUUGUAAGCAAUUUACCUCAGUAAUGUGAUACAUAGUAUGAAUUAUAUAUAAAUCAUAACUACUAUCGCUUGCAGUAAUUAUCCAUAAUUGUUACCAACAAUCACGAUGUACAUUGUUCUUGUUAACAUUGACAACUUAAUAAAGUAAUGAAAAAUAAUAAUGGGAA